CAAGAGAAGGACCAAAUAGGCCUGCUGACUGCUCUUACCAUAUUCCUACUGUCAGCUAAUCCGGAGGUGUUAGCAGAGCCAAGAAUCCAGGCUGGCUGCUUACAGAGAUUUCACAGCUGUAUUGACAGCAAGGAUGCAAACGAACAGCUGAAAUGCUACAGGCUCAUCCUGUCCAUUUUCCAACAUCCUUCUCAUGAAUUAGUUGCUCCAUACAUCUGUGACUUGGCUCCACGUGUGGUUCGUCACUUGAGCCAUGCAGAUAGCAGAAAGCCUCAAAGUCAACCUGAGCUUCAGGUCCUGCAGGAGGGGAUUCGAUUACUGCAGGCACUUAUUACUGCCAGCGAGGAAUGGAACCGUCCUCCUAUGUUGUCCAUGGUGUUCCAUCUUUUCAUUUCAUUUCUGUUAGAUGAGAAUGCAUUUGGCUCUGCAUCUCCAUAUUCCAAGGCUCUUCAUGACUUUGGCUUACACGGGUUAACACAGUUUGGUGCUAGUUACCCUGCCCAGUUUCGUCAGCUCAUGGGCUCUUCUACAGCACUACGGUCUCGCAUAGAAGCUGCUCUUCGGGGUAAUCAAGAAAGCCUCAAACCUAAAGUGUCUUCCCGCAUUGUUAAGGGAGGAGGACAAGGCUCCCCAAGCAUUCAGCUGAAGACAAACUUCUUGUAA
Molecule: messenger RNA, 663 nt
Organism: Staurois parvus
Lineage: Eukaryota; Metazoa; Chordata; Amphibia; Anura; Ranidae
Source: the annotation of a GenBank genome assembly